CUGUUACGAAUGUGACGUACAUUCCGGCCGCCAACACGAACAGCGCUUUUUCGCGGUAAAAUGAAACAGGCAUCAGGUUGACCAUUAUUAUUUAGUUUCUGCUGUCUAACAGCGAACCGCCUGUAGGUAGUAUUUAGAAGCCGUGUAGUUAAAACAAAACUAGGGUCGGCGGCAUUGUCGCGAAGUAAGAGUAAAGCUAACGUUAGCAGCUAUUAUCACAACAUUGGCGCUUUUGACGUUUUCCACAACGUAGUAACUGUGUAUCAUAAAACCAUGUCGCUAGUAACUACAGAGAGCUUAAAGACUGAGCUGGAAAUAUUCGAUAUACCCUAUCAAGAUGAUUCCGUCCUCGAUAAAAUGGUGGAGCAGUGUAUUUGUAACAGACUGCAGGCACAAGAGAUACUGCAUGCGUGGGUUGCCUAUAGCGCCACAAAACAAGGCGUGAAGCUCACCACGGACACUCUGGAGCAGUUUGAACAUGAGGUUUUGAACAAGAGGAUCAAAUCCAGAAAAACCUCCCGAAAGGAAGAAGCAGCCAGUAGAAUGAGAAACAUUAGCAUGAUUGAUGAUUUAAUAAAAGCUGAGGAAGAGGAGGAGGAUCUCUUAGAUUCUUACUCUACUCCUGCUAAGGGCUCUCAGAAACGACCUCUGACGACACCAGAGCGUCCUCAUUCAAAGAGAACUGCAGCUCUGAUGGCCAGCCCGAGCAUACUGCUGUCUCCAGCCAGCUUCUCUCCCAAUGCGACACCCUCACAGAAGUACAGCCAGCGGGGAGGAAAGGGAGAGGUGGUGGCCACGUUUGGGGCUGUGCAGGGCACCCGUUGGGUGGGCAGGAAAGAUCCAGGUGCAGGCGUCCAAGUUGAGAUAUUGGAAGGACCGGAAGAUUCCCUUAACAGCAGCUACAAAUACAUGUUCCAGAGGCUGCGAGAUGUUCGAAACGUGUUGACAGAGAAGAUUGAGGAGCUAGGAGAAGGACUCAGGACUCACUUCAGCAUUGAGGAGUUCUCCCCCGUCUCUCUGCCUGCCCAGGACAGUAUAACUGUGCUAGGACAGAUUUGCUGUGACAGUAAUGGCAAACUGAAUGCACAGUCAGUUCUGCUAGAGGCUGGACCAGAACAAGGCGGUCAGCAAGUACCUGUUGACCUAUCGGAGCUUAAAGAGUAUUCCCUUUUUCCUGGUCAGGUGGUGGUGAUGGAGGGUAUGAACACUACAGGAAGAAAACUGGUGGCUUCCAAAUUCUACGAGGCUGUUCCUCUGCCGUUCUACAGUUCUGACAUGAAAAUGGAGACAGAUGAGGAGCCACUGAAUGUACUGGUGGCCUGUGGACCGUACGCUCCCUCUGACAGUCUGACCUUUGACCCCCUGCUGGACUUAAUCAAUGUUAUUGUCAGGGAUCGUCCUGAUGUCUGCCUGCUGCUGGGCCCAUUUGUGGAUUCCAAACAUGAACAGAUUGAGAAAGCCCAGGUGACUGACACUUUUGAGAACAUUUUCACCAGAUGCAUUGAAAGCAUUGUGGAUGGGACCAGAAGUGUUGGCUGUCAGCUGGUGUUUGUGCCUUCUCAGAGAGACAUCCACCACCAUUUCAUCUACCCACAGCCUCCGUUCAGCCUGCCCCACCCCAGCAAAGAACAGACCCAGCGUGUCACCCUGGUCCCUGACCCCUGCACCCUUGUGAUUGACGGGGUGACUAUUGGCUUGACAUCAACUGACAUCCUCAUCCACAUGGGUGCAGAGGAAAUCAGCUGUGGAAGCGGCUCAGACAAAUUCUCACGUAUACUGAAGCACAUGCUCACACAGCGGAGUUACUACCCACUGUAUCCGCCUGCGGACGAGGUAAAUAUGGAUUAUGAGAAGUUCCAGAGCUUCGGCCAAAUGCCGCUCACCCCCGACAUCCUUGUUGUUCCCUCUGAAAUGCGCUACUUUGUAAAGGACGUGGUCGGCUGUGUGUGUGUCAACCCUGGACGGCUGACCAAAGGCCAGGUGGGCGGGACGUACGGGCGGCUGCUCAUCCAGCGCAGCCCUCAGUCAGAAGACGGGAAGAGGGUGAGCCCAUGUUUGACUGCUCAGGUGGUGAAAAUCUAACAAGAGUGC
Messenger RNA from Haplochromis burtoni (Burton's mouthbrooder), 2091 nucleotides. RefSeq names its product polymerase (DNA directed), alpha 2 (gene pola2). Gene Ontology annotation, biological process: DNA replication; DNA replication initiation. NCBI's taxonomy places the organism in Eukaryota, Metazoa, Chordata, Actinopteri, Cichliformes, Cichlidae. Bases 274 to 2082 code for a protein of 602 amino acids. Gene Ontology annotation, molecular function: DNA binding. The transcript is spliced from 18 exons. Gene Ontology annotation, cellular component: alpha DNA polymerase:primase complex. The record is from RefSeq and is a predicted model, not a curated record.